CGCCUCCCGUAGGUAAAUACCGGAUGGUGUCAUGUCUGCUCCUGUGCUGAGCGCGUGGUAACACUGCUCGUUAUUUCCCCUGUUCAGUCCGAUUCUGUAGAAGCUAUUUUCUCAUGGCAGAGACAACCCAAGAAAAAGCAACCGGACUGGAGUUCGCGGAGCAGCAACUACUGCGACACGGAUGGGAAAAAGGUAAAGGUCUGGGCAGGAGAGAGAAUGGCAUCUCAGAGGCUAUUAAAGUCCAAAUUAAACGUGAUAAAGGAGGGAUGGGCCAUAAAGAAGGAGAGCAGUUCACUUUCCACUGGUGGGAUCAUGUUUUUAACAAGGCCUCCUCUAGCCUGGUGGUGGAAACAGGACAGGAUGGUGUGAUGGUGAAGGCGGCAGACAACAGCAGUAAUGGUUUGAUCUCCAACAAGAAGCCACGCAAAGCUCAGCAAGCCAAAUCCAUGCUGUAUGGAUCUUUUGUCAAGUCAGCAACUCUGCUCUCGGGUCAGGAGCACACAGAAAAGACCUCUGAUUCAGAUGAUAGCAGUAAUUCUGAAGAUGAGGACCAAAAACUGGACCUCUCCAGCACUACCAAGUUAUCAGAUGCAGACUUGAUCAAAGCUUGUGGAGGAAGAACUGCGCACAAGGGAGCCAGACAUGGUCUUACUAUGAGUGCCAAACUGGCCCGUCUGCAGCAACAGGAGCAAGAGUUCAUGAACAAGUACGGUAAAAAGAAUCAGCCUGCAGGAACAUGUAAUAAUGGCAGCCACGUUUGUAAUAAUGACACCAGCCUGAUCCAUGACGACAAUCCAGAUGCUACAGAGAAAACAAAACGCAAGAAAGCGAAAAGAAAGGAGCCAUCUGAGAAUGACAUCUAUGACGGUGAAACAACAACAGAUAUUAAUGAAGGUAGUGAUGUUGAGGACAUGAAAAAGAAUAAAGACACUAAUGAUUUUGUGAACGAUGCUUCAAUGACUGAUGCUGAGCCCAGGAAAAAGAAAAAGAAAAAGAGAAAUAGCAAAGUCAAAACCACACCUGAAGAGAGUUUUAAUGGGGACUGCAGCUCGGCCUCACACGCAUCGGAAGAACCACAAUUAGAAUCAAAUGAAACAGCUUCAUGCCUACCAACAAUGAAAGAAGACAUCCCCAAGAAGGAGAAAAAGAAACGAUUGGUCGCAGAUGUGACCAGUGAGGAUUCCACAGAAAAUAAACCACAGGAGCUUCAAGAAGCAUCUGACAAUGUCUCCAAGCAAAAGAGGAAAAAGAAAUCCUCCAUGGACCACUAUGACUCCUCUGUGAUGAUGAUGAUAACAGAGGACACUAACACAGAAGAGCAGAAUGUGUACAUGGAAACGGGUGGACAAGAGAAAAAGAGAAAGAAUAAGAAAAAGAAAGUAAGAGAAAUUGAGGAGCAGGAGGUGGAAGAAAAAGUGACAGUGGAGGACUCUGUGCCAAAGAAAAAGAAAAAAAGGCCAAAAAUUGAUGGUAGUCCGUGAGAAGAAACUAGAGUGCUAAAACUUUUUGAAUGACUGUUUAGUAUUAAACUAGAUGAGAUCAGAUGUUUGUCUAAUGCGACAUUAUUUAUUCUGACAAAUGGCUGAUCUUUUAAGCUUGUUCCUCACAAAUGAAUUCAUGUGUCCUUAAAUUGUGUAGGGAUGUUUUUUAUUGGUAAAAUAAAUAUUUUGUAAUGUGUUAAAGUACAUUUACAAAGUUUUACAAAUCACAAUGAAAUAUUAACUAGAUAUUAAGAACAUAAUGGAGUCAGUUUAUUCUCUAACUUUAUGAAA
Messenger RNA from Triplophysa rosa, 1772 nucleotides. RefSeq names its product G patch domain containing 4 (gene gpatch4). Gene Ontology annotation, molecular function: nucleic acid binding. Bases 114 to 1481 code for a protein of 455 amino acids. NCBI's taxonomy places the organism in Eukaryota, Metazoa, Chordata, Actinopteri, Cypriniformes, Nemacheilidae. Gene Ontology annotation, cellular component: nucleolus. The transcript is spliced from 8 exons. Gene Ontology annotation, biological process: regulation of ribosome biogenesis. The record is from RefSeq and is a predicted model, not a curated record.